Giardia duodenalis is the source of this 516-nucleotide messenger RNA. RefSeq lists its product as uncharacterized. The transcript has a single exon. The coding region runs from base 1 to 516 and encodes 171 amino acids. Lineage: Eukaryota; Fornicata; Diplomonadida; Hexamitidae. The record is from RefSeq and is a predicted model, not a curated record.
AUGUAUCCCUUGGGGCUUCUUCUACUUUUCUUCUUCAAUUUUGAGCUCAUAAGAGGUGAGGUUCGUAGUGUCUACAGCGACGAGGACGGGAAAAUCCAUGAAGGAGCUGAAGGUGGGGCUUCUGGCUCCAGCAGAGACAAACUGAUGAUAAACUUUCGACGCAUCUUUGGACGGCAGUGCGACCUAGACAUCUUUCCAGGUAUUUGCGUGGUCAAGCAAGUAACCCCAGAUAAAGAAAACCAGUUUGCAACGGUCCUGGUAGACUUUAUAGACACAGCAUCUCACAAUAUUAGCUAUGACAUUAAAUAUAUGAUAUUUCUAGCAGAACCCAGCGUAGAGUAUGUGACUAAGAACAACAUAGUUGAGGGAGCUGAGUUUUCAUGCAAGAAGAAGGUGAGCAAGUCGGGCCCGUGCGAACCGGUCCAUAUCACGUUCGACUUAAUUGACGACCCGACACUUAUCGAGCAGGAGGCGAGCGACCCAUCGCACCCGCCAGCAGAUCAAGAUGAACUGUGA